Molecule: messenger RNA, 3096 nt
Organism: Fusarium subglutinans
Lineage: Eukaryota; Fungi; Ascomycota; Sordariomycetes; Hypocreales; Nectriaceae
Exons: 2
Coding region: 1-3096 (1031 amino acids)
Source: RefSeq, a predicted model, not a curated record
AUGCGCUUCUCACUAUUGCUCAGUGCCUUGGGCGCUGUAGCUGUUGAGAUUCCAGCCCAGAAUGCCGGAGAAGGUCUCUAUCGAAGGAGUGAAUCAGCAAGCCUCCAACCUGCUGCUGCCAAUACACAGGCGCCCGCUCAGGAUGGAUACGUCGCCAGCGUUCCCGAACCUCAGACUUCUGAAGCCAAGGUCGAGCCAGAAACAACAGCGGCUCCGGCACCUCAAGUCACCACUGCCGCGCCGGUUGAGCAAGACGAUACCACUGUUGACGGGGCCGAUACAGGAACCCCGUACAUAGAGGACGGCACCAUGGUGGUUUGGAAUGCUAAGUGCGGCUGUCCUAUACCCGUGACAACGACCGUGGUGGUUCCCCCUUCCCCGGUUAUCACAGACAGCAAUCCUGCCAACGAUCCAACCACAAUAGCUCCGCCGCCUGGGACUACCACCGAGCCGCUUCCACCGCCCCCGGUUAUCACAGAUUCCUACACCGUAGUUCCACCUCCAACCUAUGGGCCCUCGACCACCAGCGAGGAGCCUCCUGCGCCUCCAACAACAACGAGUGAAGCCCCAUUGCCCCCUACCACCACAACCGAGCCUUAUGUACCUCCCACCACAACGACUGAAGCUCCUGAGCCUCCAACGACAACGACCGAGCCGUACGUGCCUCCGACUACAACGACUGAGCCGUAUGAGCCUCCAACUACUACCACUGAAGCUCCUGAGCCUCCCACCACGACUGCGCCACCUGGCACAACUCAAUCUUGCGCUCCCGGCGGCACCACCACUGUCACCGAAAAGGUUACUGAGAAGGUUACUGAAAAGGUCACCGUUACUGAGACUGAGAAGGUGACAGAAAAGGUCACGGAGAAGGUCACGGUAACCGAAACUCAAGCUGCCUCAACAGUCACAGAAACAGUUCAUGAGGGAACUACUGUGGUUGAGACUCGACCUGGGCCGACGUAUAUCGAGACGGAGCCAGUAACAGUGAUAGAGACUGUGCCCGGACCAACUUUCGUCGAAACACUUCCGGGAGAGACCAUUGUUGAGACUUUGCCCCCUGUCACAAUCACUGAGCCGGGAGUAACAAUCACAGAAGAUGGGGGUACUAUUACUGUACCAGGACCUACCGUUACCGAGGCCGGAACGACUGUGACCGAGCCGGGUAGUACUGUGACGCUUCCUGAAGCUACUAUCACAGAGCCUGGCAGUACCGUGACUGAGGCUGGGACAACUAUUACUCUCCCUGAGAAAACUGUCACUGAACCCGGAAGCACUGUCACUGAGGCUGGAACUACUGUUACUGAACCUGCGUUGACAAUUACCGACGUCGCUACUAUUCCAGGAAGCAGGGUUACUAUCACCGAGACAGGAGAAGACGAGACAGUGACUAUCCCUAGAACUAUUGUCCAACCUGGUGAGGAUAGAACAGUGGUAAGGACUGUGACUCUACCUGGCCAGGAAACUGUUGUCACCGUAUCUGGCGAGGAAAGGACCGUCACGGUUCCUGGAGAGCGUACUGUUGUUACUGUCCCUGGAGAGCAGGCUACUGUCACCAUUGAAUCAGUCGUCACAGAGAGACUGCCUGCAGAGACUGUGACCCUGACUAAGGACGGUGAGACGGUUAUUACUGUGGUUCCAGGCCCGACAACUGUCUACACCACUACCUUGACCAUUGGCCAAACAGUACAGCUACCUCCUACCACAGUGACGGCUACUCCUGGACGCAUCACCUUGUGCCCCAAGCCUACCGGCCGAUCUGCGCCACUCAACCGCAAGUCUGAUCUCACAUUUGGCUGCGAGCCAGGCUACGUCUGCAACCCGCCGAAGCCAGCAUGGUGCAACUUCUGGGCUGAGCCACCUGAUGAGGACUAUCUUUGUGAACCUCAAUACUGUAUCAAGGCUCCCAAGGUCAAGAAGGCGAAGUGGCGCAAGAACAAGACUGGUUUCUACCCUCGUUCUCCUGGCUACUUCAACCUGAACCCAGAGGCUUUCGGUCUUUCUUAUGAUAUCUUUGAGAAGCAAGUCUAUGAGAAGAUCGUGAGUGGUGAGCUGAAGACCUUUUCUACCGGAAACUGGGCUUCACAGACAACCUUGAGUGACUGGCCUGAUGCCACUACUUCAGUAGCAGAGUCCUAUGACAACAUCCCCAGCAAUAACCAACGACGUGGACUCCACAUGUUCGACAGGCGAGAUGUCACCCCAGCUAUUUGCUACGAUGACUGUGAUGGUGCUUACAAGAUCGCACUCUCUACUGGAAAAUCGGACAAGCUCUGCAGAGCAGGUUCUUCAUUCCGUGGCAGCUACUAUAUGUGCCGCGACUGUAUCAGUGACAACACUUCCAAGAGCAAGAACACCAUUCGCGAUUAUGUUGAGCCCGAGUUUAACCAGUUCAUUGAUUAUUGUGAUGGAAAGGAUCCCACGACUGCGACCACAGCUGCAUCUGGUCCUGAGUCCCAAGUUACUGGAUCUGCGGAUGUGGAGACGACAGGACAGGUCGAGGCCACCUCUGGCGAUUUCAGUGCCUUUCCAGUCACAACUGGAGAGCCUGAGCCUACUACUGACGCUGCUGAGACUACAGAAGCUGCUGUUGCCUCGGAUGCUGCUGGAUCGACUGCUGGUGCAUCACAGCCAACCACAUCUGGAGAAGCUGCUGAAGAGAGUUCGGUUCCGGCUGAGACAACUGAAAAGGCCGAGGCGACCGAGACUGAGACAGCGGCUGAAGAGACAUCAACCAAUGGGUCUGAAAACUCUGAAGCUGGUGAGUCUACCACCUUGUCUAUCACAGCCAAGAGUGUUGUCGUAACUGUCACAUCGUCACUCGGUGACUCUGAGACUGAUUUAGUUUCUACCCUUACAGAAACAGGAUCGAGAACAGCCCAGACCAAGGGCAUUGAGACGGAUUCUGCCGAGACAGGUUCAGAAACUGAUGUUUCCGGAGCUGCCACUGAGACCAGGUCGCGCCUCGAGACACGCACUUCAUCUUCUACCUCAGACGAGACUGCCGCGCCUUCAACGGUUGAGGCUGCGGCAUCACGAUUGACGGCUGGCUUUGCCACUAUCCUCGCACUUUUGUCGAUGCUGAUGGUGCUCAUUUAA